Molecule: messenger RNA, 1355 nt
Organism: Juglans microcarpa x Juglans regia
Lineage: Eukaryota; Viridiplantae; Streptophyta; Magnoliopsida; Fagales; Juglandaceae
Product: GDSL esterase/lipase At5g55050-like
Exons: 5
Coding region: 42-1142 (366 amino acids)
Molecular function (GO): hydrolase activity, acting on ester bonds
Source: RefSeq, a predicted model, not a curated record
UACGUUAUAGAUCACCAUCAGAGUUGUCUGACACUCCAACAAUGGCUAAUUCCAAUGUGUUGACACUCAUCAGUUUCCUCCAUAUCUUUCUCUGGAGAUUGAAUUUCUCGGAGGCUCAGUUGGUCCCGGCCGUAUUUAUAUUUGGAGAUUCUAUAGCAGACGUGGGCAACAACAACUACCUGAAGAAUACAAUUGCCAAAGCAAAUUUCAACCCCAACGGAAUCGACUUUCCUGGCAUGAAACCUACCGGGAGGUUUUGCAACGGCAAGAAUAUUGCAGACUUCAUUGCUGAGAGAGCGGGGUUGCCUUCUUCACCACCAUAUCUCUCCUUGGUAUCCAGGCUUGGCAAGAUCAACAACGCGACGUCGUUGCUAACUGGUGCAAACUUCGCCUCCGCAGCUGCUGGAAUCCUUAACAGUACAGGAACAAUUUUUGGAGAGGUAAUACCUUUGUCGACACAAAUAGACUAUUUUGCAACGGUAUCUGAAGAGUUGAAGCAACAGUUACGACCUUCUGCUGCGCAGAAGUUUUUUGCUAAAUCUAUCAUUGUGAUUGAGACUGGAAACAACGAUGUCAUCUUUUCCGCGCUUCUUCCUGAUCCCAGCGGCAAGAACAACACCCCACAGCAGCUCGUGGAUUUGGCACUUGUUAAACUAGAAGAACAAUUAAGGCGUCUAUACGAUUACGGUGCACGUAAGUUUGCGGUUAUGGGGGCCUCUGCAGUCGGGUGUUGCCCGUUUCUGAGGGCUUGGGACAAAGGAGGAGAAUGCAAUGAAGUAUUGAACUCCCUGAGUAUAACGUACAAUAAAGGCGUUGAGCCGAUGUUGCGGAAAUUGAAAUCAGAAAUCAAGGAUAUGAGCUACACUUACUGCGAUUCGUACGGUGCCUUGCAAAACUUAAUCCAGAACGCAAAACUUUAUGGAUUUGAUGAGAUUAAAGCUGCAUGUUGUGGACAAGGGAACUAUCGUGGUAAACUUACUUGCUUCGAAACUUCGCCCCAUUGCUCCAACAGAAACGACUACCUCUUCUGGGACCCAUUCCAUCCUACAGAGGCCGCUCAGCGCAUCCUUAUAGACAUCAUUUUUGACGGUCCUUCAAAAUACACAUUUCCAUUGAGUGUGAGGCAGCUAAUUGCUUUGUAGACUCGAUCGGAUUCGGCAUUACACAGCUAGCGUCCGUGAAGUGCCGCCUUCAUAAUGCCAGGAGGAGGCCUAAAUAACCACAGUAGCAGCACAAAAAUUUGUUAUUUUACUGUUGUUUCUGUGCCUAUAUAUUAAUAGGAAAAUGUCACAUGGCCUCGUGAGUUUGUCUUUCAAUCUUAUUGCUCAUGUAUUUUAUUUUAUUUUUAAUUUUAA